This is a messenger RNA of Calliphora vicina (urban bluebottle blowfly), 1006 nucleotides long. Its product is annotated as estradiol 17-beta-dehydrogenase 8. The record is from RefSeq and is a predicted model, not a curated record. The transcript is spliced from 3 exons. Gene Ontology annotation, molecular function: oxidoreductase activity, acting on the CH-OH group of donors, NAD or NADP as acceptor. The coding region runs from base 77 to 820 and encodes 247 amino acids. NCBI's taxonomy places the organism in Eukaryota, Metazoa, Arthropoda, Insecta, Diptera, Calliphoridae.
CUAAUCUUCUUUAUAGCAGCAAGUGUUGUUUUUAUCAAUAUUUUUGUUUUCUAUUAUUAAAUUUUUCUACUAAAUCAUGGCUAAACAAUUAUUUGGAAAAUUAGCAAUUGUUACCGGAGCUGGCUCUGGUAUUGGACGCAGCACAUGCCGUGUGUUGAAAGAUUAUGGGGCCAAAGUCAUAGCAGCUGAUCUUAAUUUGAAAGCAGCCGAAGCGACGGCAACACAAUUGGGUGGUGAUGUUUACCCCUUGAAAAUUGAUGUAUCAUCAAAUGAUAGCGUUUGUUUAGCCGUUAAACAAACCACCACACAAUUCAAAAGUGCCCCCUCGGUGGUGGUUAAUUGCGCUGGAAUUACACGUGACGGCUAUUUACUAAAAAUGCCUGUACACGAUUAUGAUGAUGUCUAUAGUGUGAAUUUAAAGGGCACCUUUUUGGUGACCCAACAAUUUGCCAAGGCCAUGAUUGAACACAACAUUAAGGAUGGCAGCAUCGUUAAUAUUUCAAGUAUUGUGGCCAAACUGAAUAAUGUGGGCCAGGCAAAUUAUGCCGCUACCAAAGCAGGUGUCAUUUCAUUUACCGAGGUGGCUUCAAAAGAAUUUGGUAAAUUCGGCAUACGGGUGAAUGCCAUCCUGCCAGGUUACAUCAAUACACCCAUGGUGGAGGUGGUGCCCCAAAAGAUUAAAGACCAAAUUGUUGUACGUUGUCCACUGGGCCGUAUGGGCGAACCAAAUGAAAUUGCUGAAGUAAUAGCAUUUUUAGCAUCUGAUAAAUCAUCGUAUGUUAAUGGUGCUGCCAUCGAGGUAACAGGUGGCCUUAAGUGAGAGAAAUUAGUUGAAAUGUAUUGCUAAUGGCAGCGAUGAUAGUGAUGCUGCUGAUGAUGUUUAUGGUAAUACUGACAAUGGUGUGUUAAUAUUUAAUUAUGAUUAUAUUUAUUAAAGUUAUGUUAGAAAUGGCAUUUAUUAUAAUUAAUAAAAUUAAGUGUAAUUUUGUUUACUAUCAUCAGAUAA